Zootoca vivipara (common lizard) is the source of this 6173-nucleotide messenger RNA. It is a transcript of the gene SYNM, whose product is annotated as synemin. Gene Ontology annotation, cellular component: neurofilament cytoskeleton; costamere; sarcolemma. NCBI's taxonomy places the organism in Eukaryota, Metazoa, Chordata, Lepidosauria, Squamata, Lacertidae. Gene Ontology annotation, molecular function: structural constituent of muscle; structural constituent of cytoskeleton; intermediate filament binding. The record is from RefSeq and is a predicted model, not a curated record. Gene Ontology annotation, biological process: intermediate filament cytoskeleton organization; fast-twitch skeletal muscle fiber contraction.
AAAGCAGCUGUCAGCGCGCAAAGAGCCAGCGCGCCUUGGAGAGGAGCAGGAGCGCGCCGGAGCAAGGCGGGAGCCGUCCGUGGACCCGAGGCUGAUUUGCAAGAGGUGGCGGCCAUGCAGCGGGCGGACUGGGACGAGCAGAGCGAGCUGCGGGAGCUCAACUCCCGCCUGUGGCUCUAUGUGUCGCGGGUGCGGGCGCUGGAGGAGGAGAACCGGCGCCUGGCGCAGGAGCUGGGCGCGCUCCGCGGGCGGGAGCGGCAGGUUUGCCGCCUGCAGGAGCACGAGGAAGAGGUGGCCGAGCUGCGCCUGCUGGUGAGCGAGCUGAGCCGGGCCAAAGGCGAGGCCGAGCUGGAUCGCGACGCCCUGCGCCAAGAGCUGGCCACCUUGGAGAGGUUGGGCGCGCAGUCGGUGGAGCUGCGACGGCGCCGCUUGGAGCCCGAGCUGGCCGAGCUGCGGCAGCAACUGGAGCGCUUGCGGGCCGACUGCGCCGCCCUGGAGGCGCUGCUGGAGCGCCUGCGGGCCGAGCACAGGCGGCUGCAGGAGGAGCGGCGGCGGCGGCGUCCCGAGCGCCUGCCGGCCCUGCUGCCUCCGCCGCCGGCCAGGACUUCAACGCGCGUCGUCAGCCGACGGGAGCUGGAGGACAAUUACGCGCUGGUGCUGAGCUGGAGCUGCGAGCAGAGCCUGGAGCGCUACGAGGCCGAGCUGCAGGCGCUGCAGGAGCUGGAAGGGCGCCUCGGCAGGGAGAACCUGCAAAAGCUGCGCGCCCACAACGAGCAGAGCCGACGGCAGCUCGAGGAGCUUUAUUGCCGCUGCCAGGAGCUGGGCGCGCUGGCGGAGCGCUUGGAGCAGGAGCGGCUGGCGCAGCAAGAGCGCCAGGGCGCCGAACUGGCCGAGUAUCAGGUGAUCAUUGAAGCCCUGGAAGAAGAAAAGCAAUUCCUAACCAUGUCUAUCGCAGAAUACCUAAAAGACUACCAUGAACUCUUGCAGGUGAAAGCUGGUCUCAGCCUUGAAAUUGAAACUUACAGAGCUUUACUAGAAGGAGAGAGCAGUCAAUGGAUUCUUAUGUGGGAUGAAGAGCAUGGCAGGAAAUUACCACAAGGUGUCCGGAACAAGCUUUAUGAGUACAGCAACCGCCACUCAGCUUAUCAACAGGCGAAAGGAGGGAGAACUUUCCCUGCAAUCCAAAAUGUUGACACAAGAUAUAAAUCCCCUGUAACAAAUAUUAGCAGCUCUGCAGUUUAUUCAUCUCAAACAAAAACUGGUGGAAUGCAGACAGUGACUCCUGGGAGAUCAUUAAGAAGAGAUGCCUACAGGACAGAACACCGCCCUUCUGCAGCCGUCACAAAGGAUACAACUCGCAAGAGAACUAUGACAGAACAGAGAGAGAUCCGAACAUUUACCCCACCUUAUCUUAUUAGCCAGGGGAAAGAAGCUCAACGAAGAACGUUUCCUGAAAGACAGAAAACUGAAGCUGGGAGUACUGUGUCUUUUUUGAAAGAAUCAACAACUAUUCAGAAAGGCACAAGUCCAAAUAUUUCUGAAAAUGCAAGAGCGAAAGUGGGUAUUCCUACUAUGUUUCCAUCUUCUGGGCUAAGUUCCAGUUCUAAAGAAACUAAAUAUGAGAGAACCAUAGAAGGAACUCAAACUAGAGUGAGUGAACAGAUCAAAGACAGCAAGCCAGCUAAAGAGGAAAAACCUGCUUUGCUGGAGGGAAGAGAGAGAAACGAAAAAUGGGCCAAGGAAAAGAUAGACUCUGCCACUGUGAAGACCGACAAGAAAUCCAUCAAUGUUAGCUUUGAAAAUAAGACUGAAAUUAAGCAAGGCAUCGAUGAAGAAAAGCAGACCGUGGAAGGAUCUACCAUGAAGGAUAACAUGAGGGGAAGUGGGCUUUUGGGAGAUAAAGCACCCAAGCUCGGAAGCUAUGUAAGAUGGGAAGAAAGGAUUAGAGUGGAUACACCAGGGAAGAAUCUUCCAACAGAUACAAGGAUGGAAGAAAGCCAUACAUUUCAAAGGGAGAAAAAUGUGAGCAUGGCAACACAAAGUAAAGAAGAUGCUGAGAUCCCUAUCCCGACAGAAGUGUAUACUCACACUCAAGUAUUGAAAGACAAUAGCGUAGAAAGAACAUUACAAGACUUGAAGCCUUCUAUUGGAAAACAGAAGGAUGACACCACAUUUACACUUGUCAGAGAAUCCAACCAAGAUGAAAAAGGGAGCUCCAAAAUAGACACCUUACUUCAAGAAAGUAUAGCAGAAACCAUUGUUUCUGACAUUCUUAAAGGGUUCGUGCAGAAACCUUCUGGUGGUGGAGAUCCCUCCGAUUUCAAAGUCAUCUCCAUUGAAAAGAAAGACAUUUCAGAGAAUGGAAAAGUGAAGACUGAGAUCAAUAUACAGUCUACAGUUCAAGAUGAAUUGCACAUUUCUGAUGAGUUUCACCUGGGAACUUCCUUAGAGAAAGAUGUUAAAAAGGUUCUGGGAGACAUUAAGGGAAUUCCAGAUGAAGGUGUAAUAGAAGAUCUUGUGAAAGGAAAGGGGGGCAAAGGCAAGAGGACUGUUAAAGUUGAGAUAGUUGAGGAGCCAAUGGAAUCUACAGCUGAAAUGGAGUUUUCAACACCGUUUGAAGUAGAGGAAGUAGAAGAUACAUUGCCCGAUAUGGCUAGGCAUCUAUACCAUGGGGAUGAAGAAAGAGCUACCACAAGUACUAUUAAGGAUGUUAGGCAGAAGCAACCUAGUGUGAUCGUGUCUCAUGUGGAAGAAGUUUCUGAGGGGGAUGAUGUAGUUGAUGAAGAAAAGUAUUUUGUGUCUACUCCAGAGGAGCGCCCCUUGGGUGAAGAAGAAGCCUCCUUAUAUGGUCAAAUCCACAUCGAAGAAGAAUCAACAGUUAAGUAUUCCUGGCAAGAUCAAUUCUUGCAGGGAUCUCAAACAAAGAUAAAUGAAGGUAUGGGCUCCCCAGAACUGAUUUACCAAGUGAUGGGGGGAGGGACAGCUGCCUACAUUUCAAAGGAGGAAGUUCCAAAGGAGCAGGUGACACAUGCCGAAUCCAUUGUUAUUGAGAAAGAGAUUAAAAUCCCACAAAAAUUUCAGGAGUCCAUAAAGGGUCUCUUUUCUCAGGAGUCAAAGGACCCAAAGCUUCAGUUGAAGGAGGCACUAGAAAAGCUUGAUCACACCCUUCCAGAAAGUGUGAAACAGGAGCUCUCUGCAUUAACGAAAGAGGGCCAAGCUGAUGCUAGCACUCUAGAAGUGGAUAUUAAAAAAAUGGAGGACACAAAAAAGGAGGGGUUGGUUACUAUAGUCGCAGAAGUCAAUUUGUCCCAGGUGCUCAACCCUGACCAGUUAAAUGCAGAACUUUUUGGCGAGAUGAAGUUGCCAACACAGUUACCAAGUGAUGAUGAUUUUGAUGACCGCCGGAAGCAAGUGUCAGAAAGCUACAGUGGUGGUAGAAAGAAUGUUGGCAUAGAUGUUUCUUCCACACCUUGGACUAUAGAAGAGGUUUCUAGCUCUAGCAAACUAAGCAGCAGUGAUGCCAGGGAAUAUCAUACGAAUGAGCAAGUUAUCCACCAGGUCCCAGUUUUCAAAAGUAUGGAAAUUAAUAGAGGAGAAUAUUCUUCACAAGGGUCAUUUGACGUUAACAGACGUUUUCAGCAAAUUGUAGUUGGUCCAACAGAAAUUCACAGAACUGAGCAGGUUUUAUAUGAAGGCCCUAUUUCUGAACCUCUGGAAUUUGGUUCAAGUGGCUUUCAGACUGGAGCAUCUGCAGAUUUCAGUCAGUCCACAGAGGAAUUCAAUCUUGGCCCUACAGAAAUUCAGACCACAGAAAAAAUAAUUUAUAGAGGGCCUGUUCAUAAAACCAUGGAAAUGAGUGGCCCUGAAAGUCCUACUCAAGCGCAGUUUUCUACCGAAAUUAGGUCCUCUAAGCACGUUACUUUGGGUUCAAAUCAAAUUAUUGAAGAAACUGUUUUUGAGGGGCCAGCUUCAGACUUAUCACCAAACAGCAGCAUUGAGGCUGUUUCUCAGAUAAAAGGGCCAGUAGAAAGCAGCAGUUUGAUAAGGCACAUUCGGAUAGAUCCCAAACAAGUACACACUGAACAAGUUGUAUAUGAAGAGCCCCUUUCAGGAUUUGUGGAGCUUAGUAGCACUGGAGGCCAUAAUGUGACUGAACAGACUGUGAGACAUAUUCGUCUAGGGCAAAAAGACACCCAUAUAUCUGACCAAACUAUAUAUGACGAAUCUCUCCUCAAAGCAACUGAAUUUGGUGGUUCUCCAGACAAACAUUUCAAGGAGGGGAUGGUAGAUACCAAUACCACUGUUCGGCACAUCAAAUUAAGUCCAAAACCAUUUGUAACAACUGAGGAAAUUGUUUUUAAGGUGCCCACUUCUGAACAGCACCUAGAGUUUGGUGAAAUGGGAAAGACAUUUUCUUCUGAAGGGUUAGUAACACACAUUAAAUUAGGGCAGAAGGAAGUUCUGAGCAGUGAGCGUGUUGUUUACCAAGGUUCUCUUUCAGAAUCUUCAGGGAUCAGUUCUCCUGGGGAAGACAUUUGGGAAGAAGGAGGUUCCAUGGAGGUCAGUAGAUCAAUGAGGCACAUCAGACUCAGCCCUGCUGAAACUCAUGCUGAACAGAUUAUAUUUCAUGGCCCUGUUUCUGAAACAGUGAGGGUCGGUACUGCAGAACUAUCCCCAACAGAUGGGCCCUCAGAAAGCAGCAAAUCUGUUGGGCAUAUAAAGAUAGGACCCAAGGAAAAGUCUUUUACCUUUCAGAUGGAUGUAACCAAUGUGGAAGGGGGAAGGCAAGAUGCUACCAUUCUCGUACCGAACAGGAAAAAAACAGCUUCCUCUCAGCUGGAGGGCACAAUGAAGGAUGACCAGAAGGACACAGAUCGUGAACAAAUAUUAGAGGAGUCAACAUUUGAUCAGACUGUUCAACUUCAAAGGAUGGUAGACCAAAGAUCGGUGAUUUCUGAUGAGAAGAAAACAGCUGUUCUUUAUCUGAAUGAGAAGGAGGAGGAGGAAGAAGAAGAUGAUGGACCUUGGUUCUGAGAAUAAUAUUGUCAACAUUUUAAAAAAAAAUCUAGGAGCUUGAUUGCCAUUUAUAUAUAGCAGGCUUUAAAAGGGGGAGACUCCCCUUAACUUAGCCAUUAACAAUGAAGUUAUACAAGAGUAUUUUUUUAAGCAGGAUCUUUUGAAUACACAUGUGUUCUAGGUCUCUUUUUGCUAAUGCCAUUGGGUCUGAAAAGUUGUCCUGAGUCUGAGAGUAUUUGACUCUACAGGAAAACCAUCAACCUCAUUUAAGUCUAGAAAGCUGUGAUACUAUAGCAGCUUUAAAAAGUAUUCAAGAGCAAUCCAGUUUAAAUCACCUGGGACUUGUCUGGAGAAAAUGUCUUUAUGGCAUAUGCAGACAAGUUUCACUUACUUUUGGAACCACUUAUUAAAACUGAAAGUUGCACAAAACCAGUUGGAAAAAUACAUAGCAAAAAUAAAUGAAUAGUAUUGCCAGGCAAUCCAGUUAAUCGCUGAUCUGUCAAAUGUACCUUUCAGUAGGUGACCAAGUAGGAAGAUGGGAAGCUGCCUUAUAUUAACGUCAGACCAUUGGUCUAUCUAGCUCAGUGUUGCAUGCACAGGCAGGCAGCAGCUCUCCAGGUUACAGACAAGAGUCUUUCCAGCUGUAUCUGAAGAAUGCUGGGGAUUGAACCUGAGACUUUUUACACGUGCUAUUCCACUGAGUUCUGGUCCUUCUCCCAAAUGGAUGCAAAAGAAGACGAAUGAAAAUGUGUUGAAUUCAUAUACAGUACCUUAUUUUAGUUCUCUCUUACACACACACACACAUACACAUACACAGACUACAACCACCACCACUAAAACGGUGGGCAUAUUUUACUAGCAAUGCAAGUUUUAUUAGGAUUAAGGCUCUCACUUUUAAGCAUUUUCACAGAAAUGGAGUUAAAAUGCAGGGGGAGAAUCUUUACCUCUUGACUUUUUUCAGGCUGCUCUUAAAUUCACAGGAACAGGACCAAUGAAAAGUGGCCACCCUGUUUAAAGUGAGUCCCUGCACAACUCCUGUUUGCUGAAAUGGGGCUGUGAUGUUGCAAAGUUUAGCACACUCACCAUUAGCUUGUGCUAAAACGCCUUGUAUCCAGUUGCUAUAAGCUAUGUCAUAAUGAUAAGGGUGCUAGAAUACU